AUGGCGUGGAAUGUGUCUCAGUUCCCCAGAUGUGGCGCCAUUGUCUGUGAUGGUGCUUCCGUUUGCGGUAAUCUGGGAUUGACGUGGUUGUGCAGGGACGAGAGAGAGACUGGCGGUAACAAAGACGGGCUGUCGAAUUCUUCUGCGGUGACGAACAUGACGAAUGGUGUGGUUGCAGCAGCUUCCUGCUCUGUGAAUCUCCCCUUCUCGCUGCAGGGUAUAGGAUCCUCUCGAGGCCAACAGCUCCUCUCACCAUUCGACCUAGGACCCGAAGAUGAGCUAUCGGCAGCCCAAAGGCGUGGGAGUCUCGUCGGCCGAGUCCAAAGCUACAGCCGCAUCAUGCACUCGUACACCAUGCUCCAGAUGCAAUCGUCACCCGGAACCACCUUGCCAGGCUACCAGAAAGCUAUGUACGAGUUCACCCAGCGGCAGAUGAAGGGCCAGCGAAGUCCGUACAAGGCACGCAGCGAGACGAGCAGUCCGCACAUCGCAGCUCAACAGGCCGUGUUGCCUUGUCAUGUUGGUGCUGGCCUGGCACAGUUGUCGCUGGAUGAUGCCCCGCCGCCGCCUUGCAGUACGCCUGAGCAGAGUUUGCCGUCGAGGAGACAGAGAGGAGUGAAGCCGCGAAGUACGACGGAGCCGAUUCCACGGGAUUUCGCUGUUGGCAUCAAGGGUCGCGCUGGGGUCGCGUUCGCAACCCAAGUGCCGUCACAACGACGUACAGAGCCGCACAAUCUCCGCCAUGGUGGAGUUCCAGGAGAUCAGACCCUACAAGAUCCCGCCCGUCUUCUGGAGGCCCAAGCCAAAGCCAGAUACGCCCGACCUAAUAAUGAGUCUCCCUCCCGAGCUACGAAACCGCAUCUACCUCGAGAUCCUACCAGCGGACCAGUACUAUGGCACCGCGCCGUACUGCACCAGGACGAAGCUGCCGCUGCUGCGACUAUCGAAGCAGAUCAGGGCCGAGACCGCCUGCAUAUUUUACGGCAAUAA
This is a messenger RNA of Zasmidium cellare ATCC 36951, 990 nucleotides long. RefSeq lists its product as uncharacterized. NCBI's taxonomy places the organism in Eukaryota, Fungi, Ascomycota, Dothideomycetes, Mycosphaerellales, Mycosphaerellaceae. Bases 1 to 990 code for a protein of 329 amino acids. The record is from RefSeq and is a predicted model, not a curated record. The transcript is spliced from 5 exons.